AUGUCCGAGGCGUACGUGGAGAAAACGCAGACCGAGCUUGGCGCAAUCAUUUCUUCGCCCAAACUGACUGAAAAACUUCUCUUAAAACCCCCGUUUCGCUUUUUGCAUGAUAUCGUGACAAGCUUCCUUAGCGCAACGGGGUUUCCGAAGGGGCUUUACCCCGACGCGUUGCUUGACAGCAGCAACGUGACGGAGAAGACAAUAAAAAUUGAGUUUUUGACGCAGUUGAUUGCAGCCGUGGAGGCGGGGACGGGGAAGAAGGUGGCGGCGCAGCCAACAAAGAUCGUCGCGGGGCAGGAGGCAGAGAAGACCAACGAGUUGCUGCAGCUCCUCGCUUCAUGCGCUAAGCUCACGGCCGAGCAGAAGCACGCGGCGGUGCAAAAAGCAAAAGGGGGCGGCAGUGAACAGCCGGCGGCGGAUAAAAAGGCGGCCGAGCAGGAGGCGAAAGAAAAGGAGAAGGAAAAAGAAGUGGAGCGGGAGCAAAAGGCUGAAGAGCGGCGUAAGCGGAAGGAAGAGGAGAAAAGGCGUGAGGAGGAGAAAAGGCGUGAAGAGGAGAAAAGGCGUGGAGAGGAGAAAAGGCGUGAAGAGGAGAAAAGGCGUGGAGAGGAGAAAAGGCGUGGAGAGGAGAAAAGGCGUGAGGAGGAGAGAAGACGUGAAGAAGAGGCCGCCGCAGCAGCGGAAGAAGGGAAAAAGAAGAGGAGGAAGGAAGAUGAAAGUCUCCCAGUGGGUGAGUCACCCAAAGUAGAGCAACAACGACAGGAGGCGGCCAAUGCGUCUGGGAAACAACAAAAAAGCGGUGAGCCCCAUGGAAGCCAUAAUGAAGAAAAAGAGGGCAAAAAGAAGCAUGGAGAAACUUUGGAGGAAAGGACACAAAAGACGGGUGAUGAGGAACGUCGCAAACGGCAUGAGGAACGGCGGCGUCGCGAGAAGGAAGCUGCAGAGAGGGAAGAAAUUCCAACGGCCGACGAAAGUUUGACGACGGUCACACGUGCCCCGCGCGUAGAACAGCGCGUUGCGUCUACUGCUCCUACUCCUAAUGCUGCUGCCUCGGCCGCAGGGAAGGCGCCACCGCGCACGAAACCGACGCAUGAAGUUGUGGACGGAUCUCAGUUGGAUGCCGUGCCAGUCUCUGGCGUUAUUCGUGAGAAAAAACGCACGCCAGGUGGGAAAGCACAGGAAGCAGAGGAUGAAAGUGAAUGGAUGCGAGUUGCUGAACAACAGAAUGCGAAAACGGUAACAAGUGGCAGUGGUGACGGUGGAGGUGUAAACGAAGCGGAGGCGAAGGGUUACUUGGGGCAACAAGCGUUGAAGGCAAAAAGAGAGCAGGAGGAGGAGACUGCACGCCGCGCACAGGAGGCAAACGCACGUGCCCUUCAAGGCGGGAGCAGUGGCGGCGGUAUCAUUAUCCACAGUUCAAAAGGCGGCAAAUCCGGCGCGGCGGUGGCAGAGAGUGAGCUUAGCAAGCUGCGAGAGCAACUGCAGCUCCUCACAAAGGCCUCCAAUCCACUUGGUAAACUGUUGGAGGCAAUCUUUGACGACAUAGAUACCAUGGCAAGGGAGCUGGAGAUGUGGCGCUCUGAGGCGCGAAGUCAGGCACUCGCCGCAGCGGAUGCCAGGCGAGAGACGAUGGAAAGUCUGCAGGAAGUAAACGCCCAACUUCAGAACUUGGAGGAUGCGAUUAACGACCAAAUUCUCAAAACACACAACAUUCGCCGAAGUGUCAUUAAUAACGGUAACGCCAUUGCUGGAAUGGUCCGCAUGAUUGUUAGUCCUGAAAUUGGAAAGCGUUAG
This is a messenger RNA of Trypanosoma cruzi, 1791 nucleotides long. RefSeq lists its product as uncharacterized. Gene Ontology annotation, molecular function: microtubule binding. The coding region runs from base 1 to 1791 and encodes 596 amino acids. Gene Ontology annotation, biological process: intraciliary transport; cilium assembly; regulation of microtubule cytoskeleton organization. The record is from RefSeq and is a predicted model, not a curated record. The transcript has a single exon. Gene Ontology annotation, cellular component: centrosome; ciliary basal body; intraciliary transport particle B. Lineage: Eukaryota; Euglenozoa; Kinetoplastea; Trypanosomatida; Trypanosomatidae.